Molecule: messenger RNA, 997 nt
Organism: Cuscuta epithymum
Lineage: Eukaryota; Viridiplantae; Streptophyta; Magnoliopsida; Solanales; Convolvulaceae
Source: the annotation of a GenBank genome assembly
UGAAAGUGAAUGGACCAAAAUGGGGUUAUCUUUCCAUCACAACAAAAAAGGCACGAACGUCUCCCAACCGCCAUUUCUUGUUCCUUCGGAAACCAUGGAGCUCCUCCCAUACUCUAAACGUCUCUCUCCCAACUCAUCCCCAAAACAACUUCACCAAAAUGCAUUUUCCUUUUGGCUCCAUCUUCACCUCCAAAAGCUCCCCGCAGGGCUGCAACCUUGCCCAUCUAACUCGCCGCCUCCAUUUCAUUGCCAUAACAACUCAUCCACAUCGCGAGGUGUACAUCGAACGGAAAUUGCAUAUAGCAAAUCGAAAAAUUUGGUGGCAAAGCUCAAAUAAAACUUAUACAUUUCCGGCCUAUUGAAUGAGUUAUGGAGGAUGCGUUGGAAUGAUUGAAAUGAGCGGAACGAGGAUUUUCGUUCCAUGUUUGCUGUUUCUGAUUCUUUCUUUAGCAUCAUUGGGGCCGGUUUGGUGUGAUGAUGGGGAUGAAUCCGAUGGUGAUAUUGGUGAGGGCAAUCAAGCUGCUGCAGUGCCAAUUGUUUCAUCUCUCAUAUAUACUCAAAUUUCUAACCUUACAAAGGUUUACAACAAAGAUAUCAACAGGGAGCUAGGAUUUUGCAUUAAUGAUGUAGAUGCAGAUGUAAAUGCAGCCUUCAAUUUUUCAAAAAAUUUGGAUUUCAUGAGUAACUGUUAUAAACAGACAAAAGUCGCUUGGGCAUGUGAACAGAUGUAAGACAACGGCUAUGUACUGCUGCAGAGAUAAAAUUCUACUUCACCAGUUUUUUGGAUACAAGAUCAGCAGAGGUUCAAUUCUUAAAACCCAACCGAAAUUGUAAUUUGACAUCCUGGGUUCCUGGAUGUGAACCAGGAUGGUCUUGCAGUGUUCCUGAGGAUGAAAAAGUGGAUCUUAAGAACUCCAAGGAUGUACCUGAGCGAACUCUUAAUAGUCAGCCUUGUUGUGAGGGAUUCUUUUGCCCUCGAGGUCUCACUUGCAUGAUA